AUAUAGUACCUUAUAGAGGUGGAGGUAUAGGUGAUGACGUAAUUAUGCAUUUAUAGAGGUCGUUUCUGAUUGGUUGUUUUAGAGAGGUUGUAUUAUAGAGGUGAUUUUUCAUCACUAUUUUUAGAAAAGGUAGCAAUAUAGAGGUCGUGUUCUCAUUGGUGGACUGGAUAUAGAGGUGAUGACGUAGUUACUAUUGAGGCCCUAUAGAGGGGGACUUUUUAGAGCAGUAAAUUUAUAGAGGUCGUGUUCUCAUUGGAGGAUUGAAUAUAGAGGUGAUGGCGUAGCUAUUUAUAGAAAAGGUUCUGUACAGAGCUUGUUCGUCACCAUUAUAUUUAGAAAGGUAUCAUUAUAGAGUUCGCAUAGAAACAUAUUCAUUAUAGAGUUAAUUACUAUACCAGAUAAUGAGCAUGCGCAAAAAAAAAAUGAUUUUUAGUUAUUCAUUUAUGUAAAAACAAUCAUUUCAUUAUGGAUUGUCGAGGAGUACAGUACAAAUGGAAAAUUAUAGCUUGGAGUGCAUUGAAAAAAGAUGAGAAAAAUCCCAAAACGUGGACAUUGAAUGAGAGUCGUUGGUUUGACAAUAAGACAGCUUGUAUAAAAGAUUUUAGAGAAGUGACCCGAAACGGUUACGAUUUUGCAGACAGCUGGGGAACUAAAGAAAUUUUAUUAAAACGUAGAGUUAUGCCCCAGUGAGCGCCUGAUAUGAAACACGAUGAAUGCAAGACAGACAAAGUUAUCAAUGAAAAAAGUUCAGUUUAACGAUAACGUUCACACUCUGUUAGUUCCAUACGAAGAUAGGAAAGGUGAAUGGAUGAAUUAUGCCAUUGAUAGAGCCCAUUUUAGGAGAAGAAUUCAACAGACAGAGAUAAUUUUGUUGCCUAUAUUGAAUAAGAAAAUAAAAUUAUUGGAGUGUAACCAAGCAUAACCCGGGUGAAAAAAAUUGCAAAGCAGGCACAAUUUAGAAGAUAUGGCUACUAAACCGACAACCUACUGGAAAUGCCAAGACGUGGAGACUUCUGGGGAACCGAAUCGGAUUAGGAAAAGAUUAUUCAUCGACUUAGACCGAACUGAAGACCAGGCUCCUAUGGCUAAACAUCCCAAGAUGGACAAAGAACAGACAGAGAAGGCCCCAAUUCUGAAGGAGGACAUAGGACGAAACAUGUUCCUCGUGGUGUCAAAGUUUCAUAGUGACACUAAAGUACACUUAAGAGUGUAUGAAGAAAAAGAAGACGGAUCCAACUACCCAACUAGGAAAGGGAUUGCACUCGAUUUAGAAAAAUGGAAAAAGAUUACCUAUUACAAGGAUGAUGUAGAUAGCGCUAUUGAUCAGCAUGAUGCUGAGAUGCAGGUAGCUUAUAAUCAGCACUUGGGGGAGAAUUACUACAUGACGAUUGACAACGACUACCCUGUAGUAAAUAUCAGGAAGUGGUGGAUGCCGCCUGGGAAUGAUGAAAUAGUUCCGACGAAGAAAGGAGCUGCCAUUACAUUUGAUCAGUGGGAAACUCUUAAGGAACUGAUGCCUGAAGUCGAAAAGAAAAUUGGUGACCAGUUAAAGGAGAUCGAGUUUUGCGAGAAUUCCGAAAGUCACCAGAAUCAGAUGGGCUUUUUGCAAUGUCCACGUUGCAAUCCAAAUGACUGUAAUAACUAUUAGAUUGUGAAAAAAACCCAUUUCAGUGUGUUCAAAGUACCAUUUGUGUUCAGUGAUAUAUUUAUGUAAUUAUAUUUGUUACUUAUGUAUGUAAUAUGCUUAAAAGUUUUUUAAAUACAUGUAAAGAUAAUGAAAGAAAUAUUUUAUUAGAUCAUGUACAAAACCUUUUUUUUGUAUUAUCAUGAUAGUAUUGCUAUUUUAAUCAUUUAUGUUGUACUAUAAUAAAAAAUGUUUUACUAUGCAUUAUUCUUAUAAUUUUUUAAAAUCUUGUCUAAAUUUAAAAAGAGAUGUUAAACAGUGUUUGGUUCAUAAAUCAAAAUGGUGUUGACUGAUGAACAACGACGGUACUUGGAAAACAUAUGGACUGAUGUGAAACAUGCUGCCUCUUUUGCAGGCCCUUACAAAUUGUAUCAAAUUGUAAAAAAAGAAGGGAAACAAAAAAUUGGUUUAAAGGGUAUAAGAGACUUUUUGUCAAAUUUAGAACCGUAUUCACUUCAAAAGAGAGUUCAGAGAAAGUUUCCCAGACGUCACAUUUUAACCGAUUCUAUAGACACCAUAUGGGAUGGUGAUUUACAAGACGUGCGAAACAUAUCCAAGGAAAAUGAAGGCAUACAGUAUAUUAUGGUUUUGCAAGACAUAUUUUCAAGAUAUGUAUUUACAGCUCCUUUGAAACAAAAAACGGCGUCGUAUGUAAUAGAAGCUUUAAAAGGGAUUUUUGCUAAUGGAAGAAAACCCAAAGUAUUCAGAACCGAUAAAGGAAGUGAAUUUAAAAAUCGUUGGGUGUCCUCUUUUUUGGAAAAAGAAGGCGUACACCAAACUUUUACGGAAAAUGAAACAAAAAGUAAUUUUGCAGAAAGGAGUAUUCAAAACUUAGAAAACAGA
Messenger RNA from Magallana angulata, 2527 nucleotides. RefSeq lists its product as uncharacterized. The record is from RefSeq and is a predicted model, not a curated record. Lineage: Eukaryota; Metazoa; Mollusca; Bivalvia; Ostreida; Ostreidae. Gene Ontology annotation, biological process: positive regulation of transcription initiation by RNA polymerase II. The coding region runs from base 965 to 1648 and encodes 227 amino acids. The transcript has 2 exons. Gene Ontology annotation, molecular function: DNA binding; transcription coactivator activity.